Messenger RNA from Pocillopora damicornis (cauliflower coral), 3361 nucleotides. RefSeq lists its product as uncharacterized. The record is from RefSeq and is a predicted model, not a curated record. NCBI's taxonomy places the organism in Eukaryota, Metazoa, Cnidaria, Anthozoa, Scleractinia, Pocilloporidae.
UACAAAUAACAACUUGGGUCAGAUUUUAUUUGUGUGAUGAACGACGAGACGAAGUGUCACACGCCGUUUUGUCCUAAAGACUGCUCUGUAGUUCAUCAUGAUUUGAUCAAAGCCUUGUGCAUUGAGAGGAACCGCAGAGAAACCUCUAGCCGCUUUUCUUCCAAGUCCCACGUUUUGCUACGACAGUGCGUUCAUUCGUACGAACAAAAUGGUUGGGAUCGAAACAGCGCCGUGCCAGAUUCAUUACCAGAUCUAAGACACCCACUGCUAUAUUUAACCUGUGCAUUCGGGAAACAUCGAGUUCUAGAGACACUGGUGAAGCUAGAUUUUAACCCUGCUGUUGUUACUAAGGAUGGGGCAAACGGACUUCAUGCCUUGGUCGACCAUUUUUAUCGAGUGGGUAACAUGAAACAAUGUGGUGGGUUCAUGGCGAUUGAUAAGAGACUGGAAGUGUUUGAAAACGUGGUGAGUAUUCUCUGCUCCCGUGACCCUAAUAUCUUCUCUACCAGAGAGAACAUUCAAGGACGUACUCCCUUGCACAUGGCUGCCGAAAGUGUAGUCUGUACUAGUAGACAUGCCAGAGUGGAUGGAAGAUGCGAUCCCUUGAAAAGGACUAGAUACUUUCAACGCUGUUUGGAAGUCAUGCUGGGCCACAUUCUUGAACUUAGAAGUAACUCUCUGCUGACGGAUUCUCAAGUGAUGAAUACUAUUUCAAGUCAGGAUAACGAGGGCAACACUAUUUUACACAUCCUGGCAAAGAGUCGUACCCUUCCGGGCUGGGAAUCCAUUCAAUAUCUCCUGAAAAAUUUCGCAGAUAGCGAAUUCCCUCAGAAAAGGAAUAAGGACUCCAAAACGGCAUUCGACAUACUUUCACAGUUCAACGGAUUUAUGGCGAAGAGGUUGUUUCACCCCAAUGAUGUGGAGAUGAUGAUGGAACAAGAUGUCAAUGGCAGUUCCUCACCUACAAACUGUGAUCCUUUACUGAGCCUUGAAGCCUCAGGUCUCACCAGGAUUACAACAUCACCAUCCUUUACUAAUGACAUUACUGUCCAGGCUGUGUGGAGUAAGGCCCCUCAAGCAGCUGGAUCUCCAUCCAAAGGAAUGCAGAAAGUCACUCCAGUUAGGUCACUAGAGUCUGUUGUUCUUUCAUUACGCAAUACGGCAAAAUCUUCAGCCAGUCCAGCUGGAAAGAGUCACACAGGAAGCCCAAGUUCCCCUACCCAAAAUGAGCUCUCUGUGCUUUCACCAAAUCCCUUCUUGGUUAAUGAAAAGUCUAAAGAUCCUGUGGGCUUGGAAUUGGGGUCAGACUUUGGAGAGGAAAAUUCAUCAGGUUUUGUUGACAAUGAAACAAUUUCACCUGGAUCAGGUGAGGUGCCAUCCCAAAUAUCUGGAAAUGCUGUGGAGGACUUUCCAGCAAGACGUUUCUCUGGUGAUGAACCGUACCCUGUUUUCUUGCCAAAUUUUUCACAAUCUGAAGUGGAGUGCAGUGAAUCCGACAUAGAAAAACAGGGGGUUAGAGAUACAUUUUCCUCAUGUUGUCCACCUUCGUCACAUCAAACCAAUGUAGAACUGGAGAAUUCUGUUGGUAUGUCACCCUCAACUCCAGAUUCUUGGAUGCUAAGCAGUGAGAGGGAAGCCACUGCUUCUUCCAGCACAUCUUGUGUAGCAUCACUGGCUGGUUCUAGUCAGCAGUCACCACCACACAAACAUUUAGACUCUACUACAACAACUAAACAGAAUGGUCAAAUUACAGCUGAUAGUGCAGAAGACAAACGGCCAGUUGGAACUGCAUCUUCCUCAGGGGAUAGUGCCUUUUUUGACUUUCUCUUGACACAAGGAAGUGAUUUUAACCCAUCAAUGAAAUUGCAGAUUGUGGAAUUGAUUAAGGGCGAGUUUGGAAAAAAGAUGACAGGCUUUAAUAUGGAGAUCUUCAAGGUGGAAACUGAGAAGAAAAAUUUGGAGUCAGAAAUUAAGAACUCCAAACUGAAGUUGCAACAAAAAGAGGAAGAGAGACGCAGAUUGUUUGCAGAUAUUGAAAAACUUCAGAGGAACAUUGUGCAAGCAACAGAAAAACACAAAGUACUGACAGAGAAAUGCAUGAAACUGAAAGAAGACUCAGAAGUUGUAAAGCGAAAGAUUUCCUCCUGUGAAGAAGUAGAGAAGGAACUUUUUGGUACCCCUGCUAAGAUGCAAAAGUUUUUGGAUAGUAAAUAAUAGAUGGAUAAAUUUUGUCAUCAAAAACAAAGAAUACAGUGGAGAGGCAAACUUACUCUGUUAUCACAUCAGCUUCGCAAUUUAUUCUUCUUGGGGUGAGAGAGGAAAUCUUUAGAAUUUUUUCAUAGUAAUUGAUCAAUAUUGUCAAUGUAGCAGCUAUUUCUAUGGACACUGAUUCAAAAAAAAUGCUCAAUCAUGUUUUUCCUUUUGCAUUCCUCAGUAAAAAUCAACAUUGAGGUGUUAGAUUUCUUCUCAAAACAAAAAUUUAAGCAAGCUAGCCCAAUUUUCUGUUAGUUGUGAGAGGAGAUCUAAAGUGUUCACCAGGUUCAUUUAAAGUCUUUCCCUUGUUUUUACUCUGACAAAAAAAAAGCUUCUUGAGUUAGGAUUAGAUAAGUGUAUGGAUCAGCAAUUUCAAGUUAAACUCUCUCGGGUCAAGUGUAUUAUGUAUCAGCUAUUCCCCCUUGACUCUUGAUCUUGUAAUUGCAGAAGGGAGGACACCUUUUUUCCUUUUCUACUGUAACCAAAAUUAAUCUUGCCUUCAAAGUAUUUAAUGAUUUAAAUUACAAAGAGUAGCUUUAAUUCUAUGUUGAACUUUGGGCACCUAACAUUUUGAAGAUCAACAUGAUUCAUUUGUCUUAAUGCUUGUAAUAGUGAUGUUAUGGCUCAUAAGUUGAUAUUGACUAUUUAUGGUAUACUUUUGAUUAUAUUUGAAAAGAGUGAAGCUGAUCGUAAAUGAAUUAUCUUUAUUUGCUGUGUAACCCUUUAACCCCUAAGAGUGAUUAUCAUCUAAUUUCUCCUUACAAUAUCACCCUUAAAUCACACUUAAAGGUUAUGAGAAUUAAAGAAGUGAUCACCAACCAAGCAAGCUCUUGAUUGUUAGUCAAAUUCUCCUUGUCAGCACCUUAAGAAAUGUGUUAAGAACAGAAUGGAGAAUAUGCAUACUAACCUUAGGGUGUAAAGGGUUAACAUGGCUAACAUAUAUUUAUACAAAAAGCCUAUUUACAUCUACAGACAUAAUAUAUAAACGUUUGUAUAUUUUUAUUGUUACAGAUAUAAAUAACAUCAAACAAGAAGACAUUUUCCCAGUUUGUUAUUUGCACAGUUUGGGUUUAUACAGGAAGAGUAAAUUGCAAAACAGUGGCAAACA